Messenger RNA from Zerene cesonia (dogface butterfly), 2768 nucleotides. RefSeq lists its product as uncharacterized. The transcript has a single exon. Bases 185 to 1684 code for a protein of 499 amino acids. Lineage: Eukaryota; Metazoa; Arthropoda; Insecta; Lepidoptera; Pieridae. The record is from RefSeq and is a predicted model, not a curated record.
UGUCAACUUAUUGACAAAAUUAAAAUGAAUCGUUGCGGAUUCUGAACUAAAUUGAAUUGAUAUAGGUGUUUUCUUGAAAAAUAUUUACCAACCAGUGUGGGAAAACUGCAAAAUAUGUCAAUGAUAGAAUCAUUUUAAUACGCAACUAAACAGUAAAUAUUACAUGUUUCAUGAUACUAAAUAAAUGAAGACUCAUCGUAAAUUGUCAUCAGUCGGCAUCAUGAGGAAAUACUAUCAACUGAUCCUCUUCGUUGUUUGUUUUCUUAGCAUAGUGACUCUUCUUAUGUACCGUCAUGAAUAUUAUAAACUGCGUUAUGUGCUUGAGGUCUUAAACAUAUUCGGAAAACCCGGUUUAUCUGAGAUUGAAUUUUGUGGACCCGGUUUUAACGCUACGAUGUUGUCUGAAAUACUGAGGAAUUCUUCAAUGGAAGUAAAAGAAACGCCACCCCUAUUCCAGGAGAUUGAUGAAAACUUCUAUUCCUAUUCGUCAUUCCUUCGGUCCUACCAAAAAUAUGAGGAGCUCACUCCACAACACGCUCACGUUGUUGACACAAUCGUUGUUGGAAAAGCACAUGUAUCACCAAAUUUUAGAUGCUAUAUUUGGCUAGAGAACGAAUCGAAACCUAAAUCAGGCAGAUUCACUUACAAAAUUGUAUCCGAACCUGUAAAUAAUUUUAGACUGUAUGUCUUUGAAUGCUCCAUGAAUAAAAACUUUGGUAGGCCUAAAGGAGUAAGCUAUUUUAUAAACGAUUAUAACAUCAACCCAAUUCAUGCACCAAUAAACAGAUUAAUUCAAGUUAAUACUAAGAGAAAGGUGAGAGAAAGAAGUAACAUAAGAUUUGUUAAUACUGUUGUACCAGCAAUCUGCGUGAUACCUAAUCAAAUACCAAUUGUAUCCAGAGAUGCAUUUAUAGAGUUUUUAGUUUUUCACCACAUGGUAGGUGUUGACUCUUUCACAAUCUAUGACAGCAUGAUAUCAGAAGAUGUAAUAAGAAGACUCAAUCUGUUCCCAAAUGAUAUAACUCAAUGGAACAUACAAUUUUAUCCAUUAAACUAUCCUUUUAUUUUCUCAAAGUCAUACGGCAUUGUGCGAAAUGCUAUAGAAUUAGACUGCUUGUUCAGGCACUUCAGAUUUGAUAAGGAAGAAGUGAAUAAAGUCAGUCAUGUUGCUGUUUUGUCCUGGGAUGAAUAUCUGGUACCCAGAGUUCAUACAACACUUCAGGCAUUAUUGAGAGACUAUGACCCCAUGUUGACUAUAAGAUCUUCAAUGGUUGAAAGUCUAAUAUUCUGUUUAAAUCAAAAUGAUGACGACAAUAUAGAUAUGGGAUAUCCGGACAUCAUGAAAAAAACACAUUAUUACAAUGUUCCAAUGGAAAAAACACAGAUUGCCAUAAGAAAUUUGGAUACUAUGUUAUCCUUUGAUGAUAUUUUUAACAUAACAACCAAUGUGAAGAGCAUAUCAUUGGAUAUGCUGUCUACCCAUAAAUAUAUGACAUGUGGUGAUCCUAAGAAAUUUAAUUUGAAUGGAUAUAAUGAGAGUGAAAUGCAGAUAUUCCAGCACAAAUUUGAAGGUGCCAUGAUCAAAUUUAGCGAUAGAUUAGUUAGUGAUAAAAUAUACAGAUUGUAUACGUCUGGACAAAUUUGGGAGAAAAACAAUAAUGAAAAUGUAAGAGAUAUGUUGUAGGUCAUCAAAUAUUAUUAUACAAAUACCAAGGGCCCAUAUUAAGGUGAGCAGUUUUACCUCACACUCUUUUAUUAAUCUUUCUAAACAGUUAUUUACUUAAAUAUGUUAUUGUUAUUAUUUGGGACACAUCAGUUUUGGAGUUGUAAUAUUCUUUAAACAAUUAUGCAACAACUAUUAAAUUUACUCCUUACGAUCAAUUUUAUUUGUUAUAUAUAUUUAGAGCAGUGAUUUAAUGAAAAACAAAUCCCUUAAACGAAAAUAAAGAGAUGAAUUCUUCAAUCAACAUUUAUAGAGUUAAAUAUUGCCUUAAUCAAUAAAUCUUCUUGCACUAUGAAUUUAGCUUAGUAUUAGAAUAGAAUGUGCCUUUCAACAAGAAUUAUUAAUACUUAAUACUCUUGCUUGGAUAUUAUGAGACUGCUUUCUAAUUGUUACCAAAACAAUGAAUAUGAUAUGCUUUUGUGUUUAAAGUUAAUUGUGAUAUAAUCAUGAACAUAAAUAAGCAGAAAUUGAGUAUCUUAGAAUGGUGUUUGUAAGAGUAAGGAAAUAAAAUAAUACAAACAAAGAAAUAUUGUCUUGCGUAGUUUAUAUUUAUAAUUAAAUAUCAGCACAGGUUUGAGAUUUUCCAAAGUAUGUUUCCUGACUUAAACAUUAAUUUCAAAAGUUAACACAUUUAUAAAAUGAUCUCAAUUCAUUGUUACAUUGUUCAUUAUAUAACCCAAUAUUCACUAUCACUAUAAUUUUAUCUUAUUAUAUUAUAUUUUUUUAAUCCUAUAAUUUUACCUUAACCAUAAAUAAACGAAUAAGAAACAAGAUGCCAAUUGGCGCGAAAGAUCCACCAUUUUCACUUUCUGUUCUUUUGAGAAUGAAGAUUUGAUGAUUUGAAAAUAACCAUAAGCCCCUCUAACCUAUUGCAAUAAAAAUAAAUUGUACAUCUAUUUCAUAAACAAAUCACAAUAAAAUAAAACAGUAGUAGGUUAAGAUGCACCACGUACCAAGGCUAAGGUAUCGAAUAAUCUAGUCCUAAGAGUUGUUGUUUAAUUAGUGCUUUUUGUUAUUAAUACAAUAAAGUUCGUUUUGUAUUGAA